Molecule: messenger RNA, 1423 nt
Organism: Maylandia zebra (zebra mbuna)
Lineage: Eukaryota; Metazoa; Chordata; Actinopteri; Cichliformes; Cichlidae
Gene: aanat1
Product: arylalkylamine N-acetyltransferase 1
Biological process (GO): response to light stimulus; circadian rhythm
Cellular component (GO): cytoplasm
Molecular function (GO): aralkylamine N-acetyltransferase activity
Source: RefSeq, a predicted model, not a curated record
UCUCGCUGUACAGUUACGCGCGGAUCACGGACAGCCAGACAAGUUUCAUCUCGUUGUUUAAAAAGAGACUGACACGAAAUCAGACAGGAAAUUGUCAGCGCAGCACUCUUAGUUUUCCUGCGAAACUUUCUGGGAAUAAUCAGGACUAUGUCUGUGGUGAGCGCAGUGCCUUUCCUGAAGCCUCUCCCCAUGCGCUCUCCGGUGCCUCAGGGCCGCCGCCACACGCUGCCGGCCAGCGAGUUCCGCUCCCUCAGCCCGGAAGAUGCCAUCAGUGUAUUCGAGAUUGAAAGAGAAGCUUUCAUCUCUGUCUCCGGUGAGUGUCCUCUCCACCUGGACGAGGUGCGUCACUUCCUUACUCUGUGUCCUGAGCUGUCUCUUGGCUGGUUCGAGGAGGGACGGCUGGUGGCUUUUAUCAUCGGCUCACUGUGGGACCAGGAGAGGCUUACCACGGACGCCCUUACGCUACACAAGCCUCACGGGACCACCGUUCACAUCCACGUUUUGGCCGUCCACCGGACCUUCCGCCAGCAGGGAAAAGGCUCCAUCCUGAUGUGGCGUUACCUGCAGUACCUCCGCUGCCUGCCCUACGUCCGCCGUGCCGUGCUCAUGUGUGAGGACUUCUUGGUCCCCUUCUACCAGAAGUCAGGCUUUAAAAUGCUAGGCCCCAGCAACAUCACGGUGGGGCCCCUUAACUUCACAGAAAUGUUCUACCCCGUGAGGGGCCACGCCUUCAUGCGGCGCAACAGUGGCUGCUGAAGACACAGACUUGAUGUGGAUUCUCUAUAGCUGUGAAAGGAGGUGAAGACCCCUGAGAAACGGGGUACAGGGGGCACGUGAUGAGCGGUGCAGUGAGUGUUUGUGAUCAUCGCUGUCUGUGAGUGAAGCCUGUUUGUUUGGCAGGAAGUGACGUGUGAAUUCUGACCCGGAGUCUGCAGAGAGCCAAAAACAGAGAGAUGUCGACAGCAGUGGUUUGCAAAAGUGUCCUGAAAGCAAGAUUUGAUUUGCAUUGUAGUGAGUUCGUUACACAAAAACCAAAAUCCCAAAUCUUUAUUUUGAUAAACGCUGGACAUUUGUGUCCAACAGAACUGCUGCCUUCUUUAUUUCUUUUAUUUUUUUAAACAGUGAGGACACGUUUAAAUAAAACUAAUUCCUUUAGUAAUUCUCCAAUAAUAUGUAACAGCAGUUAAAAUGACAAAGGAGGGAUAUCAGCAAGGCUAAAUAUUAACAUUUAACUUCUAUUAAGACUUCAGUGAUCCCGUGACUGACCGUUUAUAAAUCGGACGUGUGGCACUUUAAAAGUCUGUCUUCUUUAUGGUCUUGUCAACUUUUUCUUGUAGACAGCCUCCAUUUUUGCCUCGGAGUCUUAAAUCAAGACAAACUCAUUUUUACACUGUUUUGUUCUAAUAAAAAUUUUAUUUUCUAA